GAGAAAAAGGCGACCGAGGAUUGGACGGUCCACCUGGAGCACUGGGCCCUCAGGGAGAAUCAGGUACAUGCCCUGCCUCCUGCGACAGCUACCAGGGUCCCCCGGGUCCACAAGGGCCCCCUGGACCAGCUGGGGCCCGGGGCCUUCCUGGGGUCAAGGGAAUUAUGGGAACCAAAGGAAUGAAGGGAAUGAAGGGUGACGAAGGUAGGCGCGGCGACCCCGGGAUGGACGGCCACAAGGGCGAUCAAGGUGAGCAGGGGAUGUGCGAGUGCGCAGACGGGGCCAACGGCGCUGAUGGGACACCGGGAAGAGACGGCACUAAAGGGGACAAAGGGGACAUUGGUGUCCAGGGUGUGCAGGGCCCCAUGGGACUAAAAGGCGACCAGGGCCCCAUAGGCCUGAUGGGGGUGCCUGGGCCCUGCUCCCCGGCCAUCCAAUCAGCAUUCUCCGCAUGUAUCACCGAGUCCUUUCCUCGUUCAAACUGGCCCGUUGCCUUCCCAAGAGUCCUCACAAACCGGCAGGGGCACUUCAACCCCGACAUGGGCAUCUACACGGCGCCCUUCAACGGCACCUACGUCUUCUCCUUCUACUUGGCGGUCGCCCACAGGAUUCUUAAGGUCGGCAUGUUCCUCGAGCACAACCCCGUAGUGAUAGCGACAGAAACGUCCCACCUUUCCACCACCAGCCAGAGCGUCGUCCUGCACCUCACCGAGGGCCAGCGGGUGUGGCUGCAGGUGAAGAGCAACACCACCAACGGCGUGUACACCGACUACGAGAGCACCGGCUCGUUCUCCGGAUAUCUGCUGUACCCCGACUCCUGUGAUCUGCCCUUUUUCCGAGAUUAUUCCCCCUCUCCAUCAAUGAAUCCAGAUUACCCGUGGCCCACCAAAGCCCCUCCGUCAUAG
Molecule: messenger RNA, 905 nt
Organism: Plectropomus leopardus (leopard coralgrouper)
Lineage: Eukaryota; Metazoa; Chordata; Actinopteri; Perciformes; Serranidae
Source: RefSeq, a predicted model, not a curated record